GCAGAGCCUCGGAGCUCCGGUGGCCAAGGCCGGCUCAGUCGCCGCGGCCGCGCCCGGCGGGUCGGUAGCAGGAUCAGCUCCCGUGGCCGCCCCUUACUACUUUGCACGGUCUGUGCAGGCGGCAUGGGACAACCAUUUCGAGGCCUUCGGAAAGCAAGACUUGGACAAGAUCAUGUUGGACUACGACGACACCUCCAUUGCGAAGGUCUACAACAAUAAAGAUGGAUCGAAAUCCGAGUUCGUGGGCAAAGUGCAGAUCCGCAACAUGUUCACUGACCUUUUCGCGGACCUCUCGAAUCUGGACACGCUGAAAGCACCUGUUGUGGAUGUGGAUGAGGCCGGCAAGACGGUCUUUUUGGUUUGGGAAUGUCCGGGCUGUGGCUACCACACCGCCACGGACACCUUCGUCUUUGGACCGGACAACAAGAUCAAGCGUCAGAACAUCGUGGUGACGAAAGGCACCCCAGAAAAAUCGAAGAAGCCGAAGAAAAAGAAGAGCUAUUCCAUUUGCUAA
Molecule: messenger RNA, 514 nt
Organism: Symbiodinium necroappetens
Lineage: Eukaryota; Dinophyceae; Suessiales; Symbiodiniaceae
Source: the annotation of a GenBank genome assembly